Molecule: messenger RNA, 936 nt
Organism: Grammomys surdaster
Lineage: Eukaryota; Metazoa; Chordata; Mammalia; Rodentia; Muridae
Product: olfactory receptor 5AU1
Exons: 1
Coding region: 1-936 (311 amino acids)
Biological process (GO): sensory perception of smell; G protein-coupled receptor signaling pathway
Cellular component (GO): membrane
Molecular function (GO): olfactory receptor activity; G protein-coupled receptor activity; odorant binding
Source: RefSeq, a predicted model, not a curated record
AUGGAAAGAACAAACCUGAGCCAGGAGAUGGAGUUUGAGCUUUUGGGCCUCACCAGUGACCCCCAACUCCAGAAGCUGCUCUUUGUGGUGUUCCUGGUCAUGUACACCAUCACUGUGCUGGGGAACCUGGUCAUGUUCUUUCUCAUCCAUGUGAGUGCCACUCUGCACACACCCAUGUACUCCCUCCUCAAGAGCCUUUCACUCCUGGAUUUCUGCUACUCUUCCACAGUGGUCCCCCAGACGCUGAUGAACUUCUUGGUUGAGAGAAAGGUAAUCUCUUACUUUGGCUGCAUGGCUCAGAUGUUCUUUUAUGCAGGCUUUGCCACCAGCGAGUGCUAUCUCAUUGCUGCAAUGGCCUAUGACCGCUAUGUAGCUGUUUGCAAUCCUCUUCUCUAUCCAACCAUUGUGUCUCCCAAUGUCUGUGCCUCUCUGAUCGUGGGCUCCUAUAGCGCAGGGUUUCUCAACUCUCUUAUCCAUACAAGCUGCAUCUUCAAUCUGAAUUUCUGUGGUGCUCACGUGGUCACACAUUUCUUCUGCGAUGGGCCUCCCAUCCUGUCCCUGUCCUGUGUGGACACUUCGCUGUGUGAGAUCUUGCUCUUCAUUUUUGCGGGCUUCAACCUUUUGAGCUGCACUCUCACCAUCUUGACCUCCUACUUCUUAAUCUUCAUUGCUAUCCUACAAAUGCAUUCAACCCAGGGCAGGUUCAAGGCGUUUUCCACCUGCACUUCCCACCUCACUGCUGUGUGCUUCUUUUUUGGCACAACACUUUUUAUGUACCUGCGCCCUAGGUCCAGCUACUCCUUGACCCAGGACCGCACAGUUGCUGUGAUCUACACAGUGGUGAUCCCAAUGCUGAACCCCUUAAUCUACUCUUUGAGAAAUAAGGAUGUUAAGGAGGCUCUAAGGAGGGUUUGGGGCUGGAAAUCAAUGGGAUGA